Varanus komodoensis (Komodo dragon) is the source of this 2562-nucleotide messenger RNA. It is a transcript of the gene KLHDC7A, whose product is annotated as kelch domain containing 7A. The coding region runs from base 1 to 2562 and encodes 853 amino acids. The transcript has a single exon. The record is from RefSeq and is a predicted model, not a curated record. Gene Ontology annotation, molecular function: protein binding. NCBI's taxonomy places the organism in Eukaryota, Metazoa, Chordata, Lepidosauria, Squamata, Varanidae.
AUGACCAUGGGCGCCCAGGUAAGCGGGGAUCGCCAGCCCUCCGAAAUGCAGCUGGUCGGGCGGCUGGCUCUCUCGGCCGCAGCCCUCCUCCUGCUGACGUUGCUGUAUAGAUACUACAAGUCUCGGGUACCUGCUGGCGCCAUCGGGAGCCGUGGCUGCGGAAAAGCCGGCACUGGCCGAGACGCGGCACAAGAAGCGCCCCCGGGCGGCACGGCGGUGGAGAGGGGGGCCGCGCCAGGGCAGCCGGGCAGCCAGCUCGUCCGACGGAAGGCAGCGGGGCCAGCGGGCCGAGCAGAGGGCCGGCCAGCGGGUGGGCUGGCCACCGCGGAGACGCCUGGGCCAUGCGGCACACCUGUUGGCAGAGAGCGGAGGGAGGAGGCGGCGCAGGCGAAAGCGGGAGAGGCCAUGAGUCACCCAAGGACUGGGCGGCUGCCGGAAGAUCACGGCUCGGCACCAGAGGGAACGGAAGUGGAAGUGGAAGCGGGGGCACCACUGGCCGCCUGCAGCGACGGAGACGGCGUGUGGGUCAGCGACGGCACCCCUGCCAUGGCGUCGGGGGGCAGGCGGCCCUCCCCGGGGCUGCCGUGCCACGGGGGGAGCAGCUGCGGUCCCGGCGGAGGCCCCGAGGGGCUGAGCCAGGAGGCUGAGGAGGCCGGUGCUGGAUCCUGCCCGGUGCCCCCCGAAAAGCGAGCUGGCCAAGACACGCCCCCAGGAGGCGAGCGAGGGCCUUCCUUCGGAGGCGAGCGAGGCCGGCCGCCCGCAGACUACGGCCAAGGCCGUGCGGCCCCAAGGCAAGCCUCUCCCGUCCAAGUGCUCCAUGCCACCUCCAGCGUGGGCGCCGUGACGCGCCAGAGCGGUGGGCACUCCCUCGCCACACACACCUUCUGCUCCAUCGCCGAGGUCCACGUGGCGGAGGGCUUCGUCCAGGACAGGGGGGCCGCGGACGGGCCCGGCCUGCGGGGCAAAAUCUACGACUACUACGCGCAAUCCGUCUCCCGGGCAGAGGUGCAGGAGAGCCCCCCCUGCGCCCCCCCGGUGCCCAGCGUGCCCAGCAGUGGCCCCGAGGCCCCCCCGGGUCCCGCCACAGAGGAGGGGCAGGCUGCGGCGGCCGAGGGCCCGGGCCCCUCUCCGGAGACGCCGCUCCACCUCACGCAGGGGGAGUCGAGCCCCGCGCAAGCAGAAGCCCCGAGCCGGGAUCCCGCCGGAGGAAACCAGCCGCAGCAGCCGCCGGGCGCACGGGGCGGCCUCAGCCGGAAGGAGAGCUUCCGCGAGAUCGCGGAGAACCCGGAGCUCCAGGUGCCCAUGGACGGCUUCGGCUCCCCGGCCCCCGAGGAGCCCGGCCGGGCCCCCCGCCUGCCCCAGGCCAGCCCCGCCUCUGCCCUGGCGGCCUCCGUCCGGAGCAGCGCCGCCGAGCAGCCCACGGUGGAGCGUGUGGCCGGCGCCGAGUUCUUCCGCAUCCCGCUCAGCCCCGCCGCCUCGCUGGACAUGCACGUGGACCUGGGCAACUGCUGCGAGCUGCUCUGCCUGGCCAAGGAGCGGGGGCUGGAGCGCCUGCGCGAGGCGGCCUACCGGGUCAUGAGCGACAACUACCUGCAGGUGCUCAGGACCCCCGCCAUCUACGGCCGCCUCAACGCCGCGGAGAGGGACCUGAUCCUGCAGCGGAGGAUGCGGGGCCGGCCCUGCGUGGCCGUGGCGGAGGUCAGCGCGCGGGCGCGGGGGCCCCACGCCAGCCGGCUGUGCGUCUACGACGACCAGAGCGACGCCUGGCGCCUGCUGACGCACCUGCCGCUCGAGGCCGCCUCCACGGGCUCGGCCGCCUGCGCCAUGUUCAACUACCUCUUCGUGGCGGCCGGCUGCACGGGGCACGGGGCGAGCCAGCGGCCCUCCCGGCGGGUCUUCUGCUACAACCCCUGCACCCGCGUCUGGCGGGAGCUCUGCCCGCUGAACCAGGCCCGGCCCCACUGCAAGCUGCUCGCGCUGGACGGCUGCCUCUACGCCAUCGGCGGCGAGUGCCUGCACACGGUGGAGCGCUACGACCCCCGCCUGGACCGCUGGGCCUUCGCCGCGCCCCUGCCCAGCGACGCCUUCGCCGUGGCCCACACCGCCACCGCCUGCGCCGGGGAGAUCUACGCCACAGGGGGCACGCUGCGCUACAAGCUGCUGCGCUACUCCGGCCAGGGGGGCGCCUGGAAGGUCAGCCUCACCGGGGGCAGCCGGGACCGGACGGCCGAGAUGGUGACUGCCGGCGGCUUCAUCUACCGCUUCGACCUGAACCGCAGCCGGGGCAUCGCCGUGUACCGCUGCAGCGCCCGGGCGAAGCUCUGGUACGAGUGCGCCACCCACCCGGCGCCCGUCCCGGCCGCCUUCCGGUGCGCCGUCGUGGGCAACCUGGUCCACUGCAUCGGCCCGCAGCUGCACCUCCGCUUCCUGGCCGACCCCGUCUCGCCGCGCUUCGGGAGCAAGGAGCUGCAGAGGUUUCCCUCCCCGCGGGGGGCGCUGCUGCCCCUGGCCCUGGUGCUGCCCGACACGUGCCACGGGGGGGCGGUGCAGACGCGGGUCUGA